UGCUCAAAUUUAUUUUGAAUGGAUAAUUAUUGAUUGCGAUACUUUUGCAAUUUAUUUAAGGCAAGGAAAAACGACCGCAAAAAAACGUCGAAGUCCAUAGCAACGGCAUCCCUUGGCUGUACGAUCAAGAGGAGAAAAUGUAGUGCGAAAGAAGAAGAGCGUGGCGAGAAAGAAAAAAGGACCUAUCGAUUUGAUAACAUCAGAAGACGAGGAACCAACAGAAGCAGCAGUAGAAGGAGAUACAAAGGAGAUUGGUGAUGAUCCGAAAGAUAUGAGUUUGCAAGGCAAUGCAGAUGCAGCAGUAGAUGAUGAUCCUCCACUCAAUAUUCAAGCUAUGCAUGUGCCUAUUCCACUUCCUGCUACUGUAACUGUAAACAGAACUAUUUCAUCUCUCUAUGAUCACGAUGCAGAUGCAGAAGAAGAAGAAAAUAAUGGUAUAUGGCGCCAUGUUGCUAUCUGUCAGAAAAUACCCGAAUUUCGAUCCAAGAAACAAAUGACAAAAUCUGCAUCUACAAAGAAAAGUUCGAUGUCAGCAGAUGAAAUUAAAGAACUUCACAAAGAGGGUAUUCGUGCUAUAAUUAAGGAUUCUCGUGGAUUCGGUGAUUUAACCAAGGAUGGAAUGAAACAUUAUAUUCAAAAGCUUCGUCCUGGUUAUUCUCCGCCGUCUCGACAAUAUGUUGCCCGUCAUCUCAAGAAAAUGGUCAUGCAAUAUUCUCGUAGUCAACGUGAAGAACUCACCCAUGUCGAUCACAUAAACGUUACCACUGAAUUGAACGCUACAAUUGAACAAAUAUCGAAAUAUCCGAAAAACUUUGAAAAAUUAAAUUUUUUCCGAGGAUACUUUUGA
This is a messenger RNA of Didymodactylos carnosus, 847 nucleotides long. Lineage: Eukaryota; Metazoa; Rotifera; Eurotatoria; Philodinida; Philodinidae. The record is from the annotation of a GenBank genome assembly.